Molecule: messenger RNA, 1542 nt
Organism: Tupaia belangeri chinensis (Chinese tree shrew)
Lineage: Eukaryota; Metazoa; Chordata; Mammalia; Scandentia; Tupaiidae
Gene: TOR2A
Product: torsin family 2 member A
Exons: 5
Coding region: 66-1031 (321 amino acids)
Cellular component (GO): endoplasmic reticulum; endoplasmic reticulum lumen; nuclear envelope
Molecular function (GO): ATP hydrolysis activity; ATP binding
Source: RefSeq, a predicted model, not a curated record
GCAGGGAGAUGUAGUUCUCAAGCGAGGCAGUUGGUGGGCCGAGACCGAGCUCUGGCCUCACCCGAAUGGCUGCAGUGACGCGCGGCUGCCGGCCCUGGGGCUCGCUCAUCGGGCUGCUCGGGCUGGUUUCCGCCGCUGCCGCCACCUGGGACCUGCCUUCGCUGCGCUGCAACUUUGGCGCCUUCUGCGAAUGUGACUUCCGGCCCGACUUGCAGGGUCUGGAGUGUGACCUGGCCCAGCACCUGGCAGGCCAGCACCUGGCCAGGGCACUAGUGGUGAAGGUGCUAAGGGCCUUCGUGCAGGACCCGGCCCCUACCAAGCCGCUGGUGCUGUCCCUGCACGGCUGGACCGGCACUGGCAAGUCCUACGUCAGCUCCCUGCUGGCUAGCUACCUCUUCCAGGGUGGCCUGAGCAGCCCUCAUGUGCACCACUUCUCCCCUGUCAUCCACUUCCCCCACCCCAGCCACAUUGAGCGCUACAAGAAGGAUCUCAAGAGCUGGGUCCAGGGGAACCUCACUGCCUGCGGCCGCUCCCUCUUCCUUUUUGAUGAAAUGGACAAGUUACCCCCAGGCCUGAUGGAGGUCCUGCGACCCUUCCUGGGCUCCUCCUGGGUCGUGUACGGUACCAACUAUCGCAAAGCCAUCUUCAUCUUCAUCAGCAAUACUGGUGGCGAGCAGAUCAACCAGGUGGCACUGGAGGCGUGGCGCAGCCGCCGGGACCGCGAGGAGAUCCGCUUGCAGGAGCUGCAGCCCGUCAUCUCCCAGGCUGUGCAGGACAACCCACACCAUGGUUUCUGGCACUCGGGCAUCAUGGAGGAGCAGCUCCUGGACGCCGUGGUGCCCUUCCUCCCGCUCCAGCGGCACCAUGUUCGGCACUGCGUGCUCAACGAGCUGACCCAGCUGGGCCUGGAGCCAGAGGAUGAGGUGGUCCAGGCUGUGCUGGACAGCACCACCUUCUUCCCCGAGGCCGAGCAGCUCUUUUCCUCCAACGGCUGUAAGACUGUAGCCUCUCGAAUCGCCUUCUUCCUCUGACUCCCAGGGUGGCACUCUUGCCCUCUGCUACCCACCAGCCAUGUGGGAAAGGCCUGGGCUCUGCCAGAUGGACCGUUCCCGGCCUCCUGGAGAGUGGGGCCAGAGCUCAAGAGGAAGACAAAGCAGGGUAUCGGCCAGACCUGGGCCAGAUGGCUGGGAGGGGCCCUGGCCCUUUCACCAGUCCAAGGUCCCUGUGGCUCUUGCUGCCUUCCCCAAGGAAACUCCUGAUCACCCCAAGACCUCACUGAGCCUUAACCUCCCCUCCAGCUGAGCCUUCUCAAUGUGAACUGUAACUCAGGGACUGUGGCUCGGGGCUGCUCUCCCUCCUGGUGUGUCACCCUCGCCCCUUUCUCUGGUACCGCCUGCCCUCGCCAUGUCCCAGUGUCACAAAGCCAGGCUGGGCCUCGUCACCUUCUGUGCAUGGAGGGAAUCAAGCUGCCAGUUGGGUGUGGUUAAGAAGUUUUUAAUUUUGUAAAAGAGAACAAGUAUAAUAAACAUAACCGUGGGGCCA